CGCCGUCUCCCAAGCGCCUCGGUCUGAUGCUCGGCAGCCCCUCGGCACGUAGUGGCCCGCCUCGCCAGUCCAGCCGAGCGCCGGCGCUUGAGUAGCUGCGCGGCCGGCGGUUUCCCCACAGCACCGCUCCCGCGUCAGCGCCGAGCCUCAGGCCGCCGCCAUGGGCUGCUGGGGCCGCAACCGCGGCCGGCUGCUGUGCAUGCUGCUGCUGACCUUCAUGUUCAUGGUGCUGGAGGUGGUGGUGAGCCGGGUGACCGCGUCGCUCGCCAUGCUGUCCGACUCCUUCCACAUGCUGUCGGACGUGCUGGCGCUCGUGGUGGCGCUGGUGGCCGAGCGCUUCGCCCGGAGGACUCACGCCACGCAGAAGAACACAUUCGGCUGGAUCCGCGCCGAGGUGAUGGGCGCGCUGGUGAACGCCAUCUUCCUCACGGGGCUGUGCUUCGCCAUCCUGCUGGAAGCCGUCGAGCGCUUCAUCGAGCCGCAUGAGAUGCAGCAGCCGCUCGUGGUGCUGAGCGUCGGCGUAGCGGGGCUGCUGGUCAACGUGCUGGGGCUCUGCCUGUUCCACCACCACAGCGGCGAGGGCCAGGGCGCGGGCCACGGCCACUCGCACGGCCACGGCCACCUCGCCAAGGGCGCGCGCAAGGCGGGCCGCGCCGGGGGUGAGACGGGCACGCCACCCGGCCGGGCUCCGGACCAGGAGGAGACCAACACGCUGGUGGCCAACACCAGCAAUUCCAACGGGCUGAAGGCGGACCAAGCAGAGCCAGAAAAAUUGAGAAGUGAUGAUCCAGUGGAUUUACAAGUCAAUGGGACCCUCAUCCAGGAGUCGGACAGUCUGGAAUCAGAAGACAACAGGGCUGGACAGCUGAACAUGCGAGGAGUGUUUCUGCACGUCCUUGGAGAUGCCUUGGGCUCCGUGAUCGUGGUGGUGAACGCCUUGGUCUUUUACUUUUCCUGGAAGGGUUGUACUGAAGACAACUUUUGUAUGAACCCGUGUUUUCCUGAUCCCUGCAAAUCGUCUGUGGAGAUAAUGAACAGCACCCAGGUCCCAGUGCGUGAGGCUGGUCCGUGCUGGGUGCUCUACCUGGACCCGACCCUUUGUAUUAUCAUGGUUUGUAUACUUCUUUACACGACUUACCCGUUGCUUAAGGAGUCUGCUCUCAUCCUUUUACAGACUGUUCCUAAGCAAAUCGAUAUCAAACAUUUGGUCAAAGAGCUACGCGCUGUUGAAGGAGUCGAGGAGGUGCAUGAGUUACACGUGUGGCAGCUCGCCGGAAGCAGGAUCAUCGCCACCGCCCACAUAAAGUGUGAAGACCCAGCUUCCUACAUGCAGGUGGCCAAGACCAUUAAAGAUGUUUUCCACAAUCAUGGAAUCCAUGCCACUACCAUCCAGCCUGAAUUCGCUAGUGUAGGCUCUAAAUCAAGUGUAGUCCCGUGUGAGCUCGCCUGCAGAACUCAGUGUGCUCUGAAGCAGUGCUGCGGGACUCGGCCGCAAGUCCACUCUGGGAAGGAUGCUGAGAAGGCGCCGACAGUUAGCAUUUCUUGUUUAGAACUCAGUGAAAAUCUAGAGAAGCAGCCCAGGAGGACUAAAGCUGAAGGCAGUCUCCCCGCUGUGGUGAUAGAGAUUAAAAACGUGCCAAACAAACAGCCCGAAUCAUCUCUGUGAGUCUUGAAAAAGAUGGGAUAUUUGACUUUUGCUUUUAAACUGCAAGAGAAAAUAGACUCGAUUGAAAUACUAAGUUUGCCAAGUAGUGUAAUUGAAGUCCUUGUCUGGUCGCACAGUUUAAUUCUAUUUUUGUAAGAACCACAUGGGAGUGCAUACUAGAGUGUGCCCCAUCACAGUCUGUGAUUCUUAGUGCAUAGUGCGGCUAUGCUGGAACACGUUUGAAAGCCAGUUUAACACUAUGUUACAGUUUUGUUUAAAGUAAGUAUAAACCUUAUAUGACAUAAUGACAUUUGAUUCCUGGUUUUCCCAUGAUAAGGAUUAGGGGGAUAAAUAAAAUUGUUACUGGAAUUUCUCUGCUUUUCUUUCCCCCCCAUUGUUAUAUCUUGUCUGUUAGCAUUAUAAUUGCCAGGCCUUUAAAAUCAUCAAGUUUGUUUCCUUCGAUGCUUGAGGGGAUAGUUACUUGCCCUUUGAGAUCAUAAACAUAGCACAAUGGCAGCAUAUUUUCAGAGCGAGUCAUGACUAUUAGCAGGAAAUAAGAUUAGGCACUACUCUGUUCCCUACUGCUGAGCAGUAGUAGCCUAGUAAACCCUAAGGUAACUCACAAGGCGAGUUACAGUUUAUACAUCUUGGAGCACAUAGGGGAUAAGAGCAGGGAAGAAGACAAGCUACGUCAGUUAUUGCAUACUCAUGUUGAGAUUACAGCUCUAAAUUAUCUUGAAAAUCUUCAAUGGCUUUAUUCUACCAAAGUUGGUCUAAACAUGUUGCCAGUGUUGCUUUCUUUCGAAGACUGGUGUUAGCAACCCUGAGGUGAAAGGUUCUAAGUGCGUGAAUGUUUUUGAGAAUGCGGACUUGGCUUCUUAAACUGCAGACUAUUAAUCUUAGAUUGUGUCUUAAACUUCCAUAGUGACCCGUCAAAUGGAUUGAAUACCUUCCUUCAUGUGCAGCCAACACCGUGUGUGCUUAGCCAAGAGCCAGUGACUUGAAAAUGAAAUCAGAUGGCUCAUGCAAUUUGGAUGUUACUUUAGAAAGCAAAACCAGUAAGAGGAAGGCUUAGGUGUUUAGCUUCCAUGUCUUGGCUUGCUGGCUCGCACUGUGCUCCCUGUGCAGGACACCGCACUUUGCACCCAGGAAGUCAUUCACGGCUGCUCUGUUGCCACAGAUUUCAAAUCCAACGCAAACAUUUGAAGAUUUUUAAGUUAUGUUUUCCUUGAUAGAGAAAGGUUAAUGUUUCGUGAAGGAAAUGUAGAUUUUUGUCUUCAAAAGAGUGAUUAUUACUAUCAGUUAUGUAUAGCUCUAUUUUUCUAGGAACAAAGUAUUCUGACUACUUCAAUAACUUUUAUAGCUGACUACUUUUGGGAAAGUUAACUUUUGGGAUUUGAAAUAAUUCAUUGCUUAAUAAUCUGAAAAUGGAAAUGUUAAGAGUAUGACAGUUACUUUAAGGGAUAGUGUCUCCUCUAGUGUAAUAAGCCUGUUGCUGGCAACGGGCCUACUUAAGAACAGCUGGAUUUUCUGAUAAGUGUAAUUUUUGGAAUAUAGUUUGUAAGUUCACAUUUACUACACUGGGCCAACCAUCAACCUACAUACUUUACUAAUGUCUGACCUAACCCCUUGGCAGGUGGUUACUUUGACUUUUGCAAAAUGUUUGUUUGUUUGUUUGUUU
This is a messenger RNA of Grammomys surdaster, 3326 nucleotides long. It is a transcript of the gene Slc30a1, whose product is annotated as solute carrier family 30 member 1. Gene Ontology annotation, biological process: intracellular zinc ion homeostasis; detoxification of zinc ion; zinc ion transmembrane transport. The transcript is spliced from 2 exons. Gene Ontology annotation, cellular component: Golgi apparatus; endoplasmic reticulum; membrane. Bases 161 to 1666 code for a protein of 501 amino acids. Gene Ontology annotation, molecular function: calcium channel inhibitor activity; zinc ion transmembrane transporter activity. The record is from RefSeq and is a predicted model, not a curated record. NCBI's taxonomy places the organism in Eukaryota, Metazoa, Chordata, Mammalia, Rodentia, Muridae.